This is a messenger RNA of Cavenderia fasciculata, 2730 nucleotides long. Its product is annotated as SET domain-containing protein. Gene Ontology annotation, cellular component: nucleus. The record is from RefSeq and is a predicted model, not a curated record. The transcript has 8 exons. NCBI's taxonomy places the organism in Eukaryota, Evosea, Eumycetozoa, Acytosteliales, Cavenderiaceae. The coding region runs from base 1 to 2730 and encodes 909 amino acids. Gene Ontology annotation, molecular function: protein binding; calcium ion binding.
AUGUUAAAUCGACCAUUACACAAAUUUAUAACCAAUGGUUUAAAUAUAGUUAAUAGUAGAAAUGUAAUCACCACAACUACAUGCAUUCAAAAUAAUAAUAAUAACAAAUACUAUUAUUCAACAAAGAAUAGUAGUAAGAAUAAUAAUAAGGAUAAAGAUAGUUCUUCUUCUUCUUCUUCUCCUACAGGAGAAUUGGUUGAUAAAAGAGCAAUUAUUACAAAUAGAUUAAAUGCAGACAAGAAAGGAGAUGGAUUGUCACAAGAGAUGGUUGAUGAGAUCUAUCGUCAGAAUCAACCAAAGGACAAGAGCCAUUUACCUCUCUUUGAUAUGAGUAGAGUCGCAGUUAAUAGAUACUUGGAGGAAGCCUAUUCAAAGGCUGCUGAAGAAUACGAAAAAGGUGAAUAUCAACAAGCUUUGGAGAGAUACUUUUGGAUCAUCAACAAGGUUCCAUAUGAAUCAGCUGCCUAUCUUCAACGUGCUGUUGUCUAUGAAACUAUUCAUUCAUAUGAAGAAGCAAUUCAAGAUUGUGACAAGGUUAUCUCCAUGUCCAACUCUUCUGAUCAAAUUGCAGAGGCAUAUAUGUUAAAAGGUCAUAGUUUAAUGGGUAGAACAAAGUUUAGUGAAGCUGCAACUGCAUUCAAGGAUAGUUUGAUGUAUGUUGAAAAUGAAGAGGUUAUGGAGUUGAUGAAGAAAGCAUUGUCAUUGGUUGAUCCAGAUCAAAUCAUGGUACCAAGAUUCGAAGAUGAUUAUCAAUUUUUUUCAUUAUUAUCACAAGAGAUGGAUGGAAAUGCAUUGAUAAAGAAUUCAAAGUUACAUGGACGUGGAUUGUUUGCUACAAGAGACUUUGAUGCAGAAGAGUUGGUGUUUGAGACGAGAUCGUUGUUUUCAAUCUCGGACAAGGCCGAUACCAAGGAAAUGGUUGAACACGAUUCUGAACAUUGUCACAAUUGUCAGAUCAACUUUAGAGCAGUUGCAUUUGAGCACGAACAGGUGAUUGAGAGAUCAAGAGAGUAUAAGCGAUUGGUAGAGACUGUUUCCAACAUGACUAGAUUGCCUGUUGGUCGUAUCGAGCCUGUCGAAUGUCCAGAUUGCAAACGUGUGCAUUACUGCUCGACAGAUUGUCAACAAGAUAAUCACGAAUCACACGUACAUAUUUGCGAGAGGGAUAUUGUUGUGCGUAAAUUAACCGAUCAAUUAAAGGUAGAGAUCUCGGCCAUCAGUGACGCUACCGAACGUCUCUGCUACACUUUGAUGUACCGUUUGUUUGCUCACCAGUCUCCCAAUGGAGACCAAAGCAAAAUCAUCAGAACCUUGGAAUUGGAUCAUUUGGUCAAGAGAUUGGCAUACGCACAACCAAGUUCAUUCCAAACACAACCACAACCACAAACUCAAACCACCAAUGAAAAAGAGACAACUACCAAGUUUUUGGCACCAUCAGCUUUGGCAGCUCAACGAGUCCUAUCUAAAAAAGAUCAAAAGGUUUACAAGAUUGUAAAGGAUAUCUUUAGUUCGAGACAUAUUACAGAGGAAUUGUUUUAUCGUAUCAAAUCGAUUAUACAACUCAAUAUGAUGUGUUUCUUUACGAGCAGGGUUGAAGUACAAUGCACACCAUCACCAAUGGACGAGUUGGGAUACAAUUUUGAUUUUGUAGAUGUGCCCGACAAGUCACUUGCCGGUCUUCCAGUACAUAUCUCCUUUAUGAACCAUUCCUGUUCACCAAACGUUGUCAUUUCAUCGCCAAUCAUCAACGACAAACAAAUCCGUAUCAUUACCACUCGUCCUAUCCGACGAGGUGACGAAAUAUUAAUCAGCUACAUUGAAGGUGAAAAACUAACAACCGAACACAGAAGACAAUCACUCAAUGAAUCAUUUGGUUUUGUCUGUCAAUGUCCAAUGUGGUAUCUCUUUAUUUUACCCACCGCACAUUAUGGUGUUGGUGUGAGCCUUGAAGAAGACGGUGGAGGGUUGUUUCGAGCAGGCAGUGGAGGAAUUUGGGGAUUGUUAUUCCCAGUAACUCAGUUUUCAUUGAUUAUAUCUUUAGUCUUUUCUUUAGAUAAUCAAUCAAUCAAGUUAAUGAUGUAUUACGCAGCUACCCCAACAAUGACCUUUGUCGCACCCCAAGCCAUGCAAGGAAUGUGGUAUUACAAUCUCUACGCUCAAUUGCAACAACAACAACUUGCUGAGAUGUAUGCUUGGUUUAUGAAUAUCUAUCUCUAUCAACAUAAUAUUAAUAUCUGUAUCCUUUUCUCUCUUCCUCUCCUUUUAGGCAUGGAUAGAAAUAGAUCUGGUUCUAUUUCACAUGUUGAAUUACAAUAUUUGGUUAUUGGUGGUACUGCUCUCGGUAUCGAUACUGCUUCCAAGUUGAUCAAGUGUUUCGAUAGAAAUAGAAACGGAACUGUUGACUUUUAUGAAUACGCAGCACUCCAUCAAUUCAUCAAUGUCUUACAUAGAUGUUUCGUUGCCAAUGACAGAAACUACUCUGGAACCAUUGAUUGUAAUGAAAUCCAUUCAGCUCUUGCCACUGCUGGAUUUAUGCUUCCAUUCCACACUGUCCAAUUAUUCUUUUUAAAGUACUCACCAGUUGGUAUGGGUAUCUUGUUUACUCAAUUCUUGAAUCUCUGUGCCUCUAUUGCCCUAUGUCGUUCACUCUUUGAAUGGAGUGAUCCAGCCAGAACUGGUAUGGUCCAUAUCACUUUGCAACAAAUGUUGGAUAUGUUUGCCCUUGCCUAA